AUGCAUCAGAACCACUCCACGGACCACGGGACCACUCUCCGUGGCGGGAAAAGGGCUCAGCUCGAGCUCUCCCCCGAUGCCAUCAAUAGUUGGACAUCCUCAAAAUCCCAACAGGUAUUCGCAUGCCUUUUCUACCUAAAUUAAAAGUACGCGUUUGCUUCAAAUAGCCUACAUUGUGAAGAAAUACCAUAUAUAGCCUAUAUUGAUUCGGUGAUUAAUUAUGAUAAAAUGGAAGUAAAGUGUAGGCAAGGCAAUGUUUUUUGUUCUAAGUAAUGAGUAGUACUUCUUGGAAACAAGCUAGAUACUGAGGCAGCCAUAGCCUACCACUUUAUAAUGCAAAAGCUAGUGUAGCCUACUGUUUUUCAGUAGUUAUUUUUCUCUCCCUUACCAGUAUCCUGCCAAAACGCAGCUACCCAGCAGUUCCUUCAUCCCCACCAUCAAUGCCAUCACGUCCAGUCAGGAGCUGCAGUGGAUGAUCCAGCCAGCCGUCCUAGCCUCCAAGCCUGGCCACUACCUACGCUCUCACCCCUACCACCCCCUGGACAUCAGCAGUAGCCUGGGGCCUGGGAGCCACACAAGGCUCGGGGUAAUACGGACAGUGGGCAACACGCAUGGAAGGAGCAGGCGGAGUGAUCAGGUAACAGUCAGCAGGCACACUGUACAGUAAGACCGAGAGGCUUUGACUAAGGGAUAUGGAUAUGCUGUUAAUAUUGUGGAUAUAUUAAUUAUAAAAUAUUGUUAUUGCAAUAUACUGUAUUUCACAGUAGAUCAAAAUAUAAAUAUAUUCAUACUGCAAUAUAUUUUAUUUCUCUAAGUAGCCUAUAGCAGUUUCCCAAACUGUGGGGCAGAGGGGUUGGAAGGGGGGGCGGGGGUCCCCCCCCCCAAAAAAAAAUAUGAUUAUUAUUAUUUUUAUAUAUUUCAAAGGAACUAGGUCCGGCUUUAAACUUACUCUUGAAAGUUGUAAUAGUAGAAUGCACAAGCUGCAAUUUCGAAAUUGGGUAGUGCAUCAUCAGUUCCUCUUCUCAUGUUAGUCAUUGCGUACCUUAGAGAGCUUUUUAUAACUUGUCAGAAAUGUCCAGAUCAACUAGCCCAUGUCAGCUAACGUUUUUUAUUUAGGUUUUUAGCCCAUAGAUAUUGUUGUAUUUUUUUUUUUCACUCUAAUAUCACAUGAAUACACAUUAGACAUGGCAAAAUGUAUAGAAUUGCAAAAAUAAUUGCUCUAUAACUGCAAAAUGUUCUUUGCAUCCCAUGACAAAAUGUGUAGAAUUUCAGGAAAUAAGCUUACAACCUGCAAAAUUCUCUCCACCAACAAGGAGUGGGAACAGUUUGUGUCAUGAACAGUGCUUGUGCUCAUAGAAAUAGACAUGGCGUAUAGUAUCUCUCUCAUGUAAUAGUUGACCGUUUUUAUUCAAAUGAAUGGCAUACCCAGCCGAAUGCUGUUUCUCACUGUUUUCCAUCAACAGUUGAACCCAGCUGAAGAGGAGAGGAGAAGGUUGAGGAGAGAGAGGAACAAGAUGGCUGCUGCCAAGUGUCGCAACCACAGGAAGGAGCUGACCAACCAACUGCAAGGAGUGAGUCCAAACAGAGAGAAUGACCAGUCAGUCAAUACUGUAGCUCUACCUACCUACUGUUUUGUAAGUAUAGAUGGAUGUUGAUGGUUAUGAACUAUGAACUCUGUUGUCUGUCAUAUAAGGAGACUGAUGAACUGGAGAAAGCGCAGGCCAGCUUGAAGACCCAGGUUGAGAGGCUCCAGGAGGAGAGAGAGAAGCUGGAGCGCAUGCUGGUGUCGCAUGCCCCAGUGUGUCGACUGGGCUGUGACGGCCAUCCCCAGGCCCAGCCACUGCCCCCUCUCGCCCUGACCAUGUACCCCACAGCCACCUCCCCCCUGGCCCAACCCCUGAGCCCCCCUCCCGCGGUAAAGCAGGAGCCCCAGGAGGAGAUGCUGUUCUCCUUUCACCACCAUGAACACUGCGCCAUCAAACCCACCUAUUGCCAUGUAGAAGAGUACUGUCCCAGUGUUGACUGCUUCACCACCCCAUCCACGGUGAGCUGCAGCCCGGCCCAUGUUGUGGAUCUAUCCUGUCCCAUGCUGUCUCACCACCACCCCAGCCAGGGUGAGCAGGAUAGGUCUGAGUCCUCAUUCCGGGAAGAGGCCCUUCCCAACGACUUGCUCUCCAAGCCUCUCCCUGGCAGUGACAUUAGUCUUGAGGAUGGACUACUGGGACCAAGAUUCUCCCCCACCUUGUUGACUCUGUAG
Molecule: messenger RNA, 2257 nt
Organism: Coregonus sp. 'balchen'
Lineage: Eukaryota; Metazoa; Chordata; Actinopteri; Salmoniformes; Salmonidae
Source: the annotation of a GenBank genome assembly